AAGGAAAUAAUCGACGUGGAAAUCGUUCGAUCGAGCAUUUACGUGAAACUUUGUAACAUGUCAAGAAGAUGUGCGGUAGUAAAUCUAGUUUCUCGGGAGAGAUCCGCUUAGAGAAACGCGGUGCGUUGUAACCCGUUAGUUUUCCUGUCAAAAAGAGGCACGCGAAAGUACCGGUUGUUUUCCUGGUUCUAUUCGCUUCUGCACUCGACUGCUGGGGGCUUUUUCACGGAGUUACUUCACACAGAACACUGGAAAGAGACGAGUACGUGAAACGAUGCUCUUGAGAGUUUGAAGACAUCGUGGGGGAUAGCUGUGCCACCCCUCGUGCUUCCACGAGCAUUAACUAAGGCCACGUGGACCACGUCGGGAGAUUAAAAAAAUAUGUGCCAGCAUGUCCGAAGUCGGCGCGCCAGAAGCAGCGAGCGAGAAGGUGGACAGACAGGCGUCGGUUUACGUGUUCCCGGGACCAGGUCGUCAGCAUUAUCCGAGCUCGGCGCCACCUCAGCCAACCGGUGUCUCUGUUCCCGAUGCUGGCUCGAUCACAAUCACAACCACCGUUCCUUCGCCGAGCGUGUUCGCGAAGGGGAACGAGAACAGCAACGACGAGAACGACGACGUAACGCGUGGCAGAAGAAGAGCAUGCCCGAGGACGCACGCAAGAUCGGCAAGCCACGGUGGAGUGUUGGCGGAAUGUCUGACGAACGCUGGAUUCCCGCCACACGCGGGAUCUUAUCUGGGACCUCUGUCAGCGAUCGGGCCCACGAGGCCCUCGGCCUUGAAGAAACCUGGUCACCAGAGAGCGUUCAGCCAAGGCCAGGUGAUAGACGUUCAGGGGCACUCGGUGACGGGACACAGCCGUGUCGGCUCCAGAACAGAUUUCAUCCUUCCGCCUGGCCACAGAGAGGACUCGAGGCCACCCACGGCUGGAAAGGUGCCCUCCUUUCGCGGUCACUCGCGUCAGGCGUCCAGAUCAGAGUCGAUAUACACGAUAAGACGUAGCGCAGAACCUCCGUGGUGGAGGAAGUUGUGGGCUCGAUGUUUCGGUCCUUUACCGGAGGAACCUCGUUUAAGGACAAUAGUACCGAAUCACUUAGUGCCACCGAAAACACCCACGAGUCAGCAUCCUAAUGGCAAGAGAGUGGACAAUAGAGUACGCACAACCAAGUACACCAUGCUGAGCUUCCUACCUCGCAAUCUUCUCGAGCAAUUUCACCGCGUGGCCAAUAUAUAUUUUAUAUUUAUCGUUCUACUUAAUUGGGUGCCGGCCAUAAACGCCUUCGGUAAAGAGAUCGCUAUGAUACCGGUGAUCUUCGUGCUGGGUGUGACUGCGUUGAAAGAUUACUUCGAGGACCGACGAAGAUUGGCCAGCGACCGACGCGUCAAUAAUUCAACGUGCCGUGUCUACGUCAGCGAAGACGACAGGUAUGCAAAGGUGGCGUGGAAAGACGUGAAGGUCGGUGACUUGGUUCACCUCUCGAACAACGAACUCGUGCCGGCCGAUGUGUUGCUCUUACGGAGCAGCGAUCCUCAGGGCGUAGCUUACAUAGAUACCUGUAACCUGGACGGUGAGACUAAUCUGAAGCAACGACAAGUUGUCAGGGGUUUCGUGGAUUUUCAGGACACUUUUCGACCGGCCAAGUUCCGCUCCGUGAUCGAGGUCGAUCAACCAAGCACUAGGAUAUAUAGGUUUCACGGAGCGGUGGUUCAUCCGAACGGUGGUAGAGUACCUGUUUCCACGGAAAAUCUUUUACUCAGGGAGUGUUUGUUAAAGAAUACAGACUUUGUGGAGGGAAUAGUGAUAUACGCUGGACACGAGACAAAGGCGAUGCUGAAUAAUGGAGGACCUAGGUAUAAGCGCUCAAGGCUUGAAAAACAGAUGAAUAAGGACGUGAUAUGGUGUGUGGUGAUUUUAGUGAUAUUGUGCGUGAUAGGCGCCACCGGUUGUCGUUUCUGGCUAUCCGAUUAUGACGGUCUGACGUUCGUCCCUUUCAUCCCACACCUUCAGGAUCCAAACUACGAGAGUAUGCUAACGUUCUGGACGUUUGUCAUUAUACUCCAAGUAAUGAUACCUUUGAGCCUGUACGUCACUAUCGAAAUGGCGAAAGUCGGCCAGGUUUAUCACAUCGGGCACGAUAGCGCCCUGUACGACACGGAGACGGGACGCUCGGCUGAAUGUCGCGCGCUCAAUAUCACGGAGGAAUUGGGUCAGGUGCAGUAUAUAUUCUCCGAUAAAACUGGUACACUGACGGAAAAUAAAAUGCUGUUUAGACGGUGUGCCGUGGGGGGACAGGAUUACUCGCACAGCGGUGACGGUGAGAAUUUGGUACCCUCCUCCCGGCUCAAGGAAGAUCUCCUUAUAACCACGUUUAGACAACACCUGCAAGAGUUCCUAGUCGUAUUAGCGAUAUGUAAUACAGUUGUUGUCAAUUCUCAACCCCAUUACGACAUUAUGAACUCCAGCGGAGUGAUCGAGGAGCCUCAGAAGAACGGCGAAGAACGUGGAAGGUACACAAGAAUGAUAGAUUCCAGAAGUUUGACUCCAUCGCCGGUCAUCCCUUUGUCUACGCUGUCACAUCCGACGAAUAGUCUCGAUGAUACCGUGUCGUCGAUUUCUUCGAUAGUUGAAAUGGAAUCUGUUCUCAAUAAUACCGCUAAACUACCGAAUAAAGCGCUAAGGCCAAGAUUCCUAAACGUGACGUCGAUACCGAGUCUAGGAAUGGGAUUGUUGGGAAGAAAAUUGUCACCGAACGGAGCGCACAAAAGACGCAGUCCGCUGAGUCCCGUUAUCGACGCGAGCGGCAAGAGCGGAGAUGAAUUGUUACCCUCCGCGGCGAUUUACGAAGCGGAAAGUCCGGACGAGCUCGCGUUGGUGAACGCGGCUCGUGCUUAUGACGUGAAACUUCUGAAACGAACGGCACGUAGCGCGAUCGUUUGCCUACCGGAUAAAUCUAUUCUUACUUUCGAAAUUCUUCACGUUCUGCCGUUUGACUCGAAUAGAAAAUGUAUGUCUAUUUUGGUACGGCAUCCUCUCACAAACGAAGUAAUAUUGUACAGCAAGGGCGCCGAUACGGCGAUAUUAUCGUCUCUAAUUCCUCACGAGGAGAAUUCUAUAAUGACGAUCAAAAUUCGACAGCAUCUGCAAUCGUACGCGCGUCAAGGUCUUCGAACGUUGGUGAUAGCGAAAAAGUCGUUGACGUCGCAAGAGUACGAAAAUUGGCGUCAAGCGCAUACAGAGGCGGAACUGGCGAUGGAAAAUCGCGAUUUUCGUAUCAAAGAGUCGUAUAAGAAUCUCGAAUCUCAUUUAAGUCUACUAGGCGCAACUGGAAUUGAGGACAAACUCCAAGCUGGAGUACCGGAGACUAUGGCUACGCUCAUGGCAGCAGGGAUCAUAGUUUGGGUUCUAACAGGGGACAAGCCGGAAACUGCAGUGAAUAUUGCAUACGCAGCGCGUCUUUUUUCGCCGGCGAUGCAAUUAUUAUGGCUGCAAGCAAGAUCCAAGACUGUCGCUGAGGCCUUAAUUCACGGGUAUUUAGAAUCUGCGCGUAAAGAAAGUAUAGUUCAGGGCACUGAACACAGAGGAGUGGAUGACAUUAGGGAAAUUAGAAUGUUUAACCGCGAUCCAGUGGAAAAUGAGGCACACAGGAUAGACAAUCCAUGGCCGAAACAACGUGCUCUGGUUGUAGAUGGAAAAACCUUGACCGUUAUCCUCGAUCCACGAUCAGGACUAACCCGACUGUUUCUUGAGUUGACAAAAACGUGUUCAAGCGUAUUGGCAUGUCGAGCUACGCCACUUCAGAAAGCGUAUAUAGUGCGUAUAGUGAAGGAACAGUUGGGAAUGAGAACAUUGGCAAUUGGCGAUGGCGCCAAUGAUGUUAGCAUGAUUCAAACCGCAGAUGUGGGUGUUGGUAUCUCCGGACACGAAGGUACACAAGCUGUCAUGGCAGCAGACUUUGCCGUUUCACGAUUCUCAAUGCUCAGCAGACUCCUUCUUCUGCACGGACACUGGUGCUACGAUCGUCUGGCUAGAAUGAUCUUGUAUUUCUUUUACAAAAACGCCACCUUCAUCUUUCUUAUAUUCUGGUUUCAGUUGUACUGUGGUUUCACGGGAUCAGUCAUGAUGGACCAAAUAUACUUAAUGUUGUACAAUUUAAUAUUCACGUCUGUGCCGCCACUUGUUUUGGGCGUAUACGACCGAGUCGCCUCUCCAGCUGUUUUGAUGUCUAUGCCCCAUCUCUAUAAACGAGGACGUCUUGGACUCAUCUAUCAACCACACUCGUUUUGGAUAACUAUUGCUGAUGCUUUGUAUCAAAGUAUCGUCAUUUUUUUUGUAAAUGAGGGUGUAUACAAUGAUUCAACUAUUGAUAUAUGGGAAUUCGGAACUACCGUAAUGACUUGUUGUAUCGUUGUUAUGUUGACUCAUGUUGCCAUAGAAAUUAAAUCUUGGACUGUAAUUCAUGUUCUCGCUGUAAUGGGAUCGUUGGGAGUAUUUUUCGGAUUUUGUUUAAUUUACAAUAUAGUCUGUGUUAACUGUAUGGGUCUACUUUGUUCGUAUUGGGUAAUGGAGAUGGCUAUCAUGCGAUACACGUACUGGCUUACAGUAAUACUUACCUGUGUUCUAGCACUGCUACCUAGGUUGCUUUUUAAAACCAUAAAGUCGACAAUAUCUCCAGAUCUCACGCAAAGUGCCACGAUUAAUGCACCGUCGAAAAGUAGUAGCCAUAGACAACGAAUCGCUGAGAGAAGCGAAAGUAAUUUCAUUGCUGGUUGGUCACGUUCAACCCAGCAUGCUACUAUAAGGACCGGAACUAAAAACGAUGCAUUGACAACUAUCGUUGCCUGACAUAUCCUGAAGAGUCAAAUAAGAC
Messenger RNA from Habropoda laboriosa, 4865 nucleotides. Its product is annotated as probable phospholipid-transporting ATPase VB. The record is from RefSeq and is a predicted model, not a curated record. Gene Ontology annotation, cellular component: plasma membrane. The coding region runs from base 392 to 4840 and encodes 1482 amino acids. Gene Ontology annotation, molecular function: ATP hydrolysis activity; ATP binding; magnesium ion binding. NCBI's taxonomy places the organism in Eukaryota, Metazoa, Arthropoda, Insecta, Hymenoptera, Apidae. Gene Ontology annotation, biological process: phospholipid translocation. The transcript is spliced from 18 exons.